GUAGCUCGUCUUCCACUUGUCGGAUUCUCAACUCUCUUUAACCUUCAAGCAAUCUGCCCCCAAAUCAAACGGUUUUCAAUACAAUCCUCACAAAUCCUGAACUUAAGAAAUUCAUUUUCAACAUCACUCCCUCUUUAAUAACAAUAAUUAAAAACUCUCCAACUAAUUGGAGAUGUGAAAGAGAAUAUGCCAUUGCCAUUAUCAACUGCUUCUACAUGCAUCCUUUCUUUUUUCUCUUCAGUUUAAGGCUUUAUACAGUAUUGUUAUCAGGAAUCUGGAGCAGGUCAUGUCCAUGGUUUUCAACUUCCUUUGUGGGGGAAAUGUGGGUGCAAUUUGUGAGACAUUGAAUUAAGCUAAAUAGUUCUUGAGAAAUGGGUUCUGAUAAGCGUUCAGCUGGAUUGUUACCCAGAAUGGAGAGGGUUCGGACGAUUUUAACGCAUAAAUACCGUUAUCCGCAUGAACAUUCACGUCAUGCAAUAAUUGCAGUAGUUGUGGGUUGUUUGUUCUUUAUCUCAUCAGAUAACAUGCAUACUUUGAUAGAAAAGUUGGAUAAUAAUAUCAAAUGGUGGUCUAUGUAUGGCUGUUUACUUGGAUUCUUUUAUUUCUUUUCGUCUCCGUUUAUUGGGAAGACUAUCAAGCCAAGUUAUUCAAAUUUCAGUCGAUGGUACAUAGCGUGGAUUUUAGUUGCAGCCGUGUAUCAUCUUCCGAGUUUUCAGUCAAUGGGAGUGGACAUGAGGAUGAAUUUGUCUUUGUUUUUGUCAAUAUAUCUCUCUUCUAUUCUCUUUCUCCUUGUCUUCCACAUUAUAUUCUUUGGUCUGUGGUAUCUUGGUCUUAUUUCUCGUGUGGCUGGAAGGAGGCCAGAAAUUUUGACUGUUGUCCAGAAUUGCGCUGUUAUUAGUAUAGCCUGCUGUGUAUUUUAUAGUCAUUGCGGCAACCGUGCAAUGUUAAAGCAGAAACCUUCUGUAAGAAAAAAUUCUAUUUGGUUUUGGGAAAAAGGUGAGAGAAACACAUGGCUUGCAAAUUUUCUUCGUAUGAACGAGUUGAAAGACCAAGUCUGCUCAUCUUGGUUUGCUCCAGUUGGCUCUGCAAGUGAUUAUCCACUUUUAUCGAAGUGGGUUAUUUAUGGUGAGAUAGCUUGCAGUGGUUCAUGUUCCGGUCCUUCAGAUGAAAUUUCUCCUAUAUACUCACUGUGGGCUACAUUUAUUGGCCUUUACAUUGCCAAUUAUGUAGUGGAAAGGUCAACAGGGUGGGCUCUUACUCACCCUUUGUCUGUUGAAGAAUAUGAGAAGCUGAAAAAGAAUCAGAUGAAACCAGAUUUCUUAGAUAUGGUUCCUUGGUAUUCAGGAACAUCAGCUGACUUGUUCAAGACUGUUUUUGACCUCUUAGUAUCAGUAACUGUGUUUGUUGGCCGGUUUGACAUGCGCAUGAUGCAGGCCUCAAUGAGCAGGGUCCAUGAAGGAGCUCAACAGUAUGAUCUUUUUUAUGAUCAUUUGAGUGAAAGGGAGGAUCUAUGGUUUGAUUUCAUGGCUGAUACCGGUGAUGGUGGAAACUCGUCAUAUGCUGUGGCUCGGCUACUUGCUCAACCUUCCAUACUGCUUACUAAAGAUGAUUCUCUACUUACGCUGCCACGCGGGGACCUGCUACUUAUUGGAGGAGAUCUUGCGUAUCCUAAUCCAUCAAGGUUUACGUAUGAAAGGCGCCUCUUUUGUCCUUUUCAAUAUGCUCUCCAGCCUCCACCUUGGUACAAACCUGAUCACAUUGCUGUAAACAAGCCCGAAUUACCUGAAGGGGUUUCUGAACUCAAGGAAUACAAUGGACCCCAGUGUUUUAUCAUUCCUGGAAAUCAUGAUUGGUUCGAUGGACUUAAUACUUUUAUGAGGUAUAUAUGCCACAAGAGCUGGUUGGGUGGCUGGUUUAUGCCACAAAAGAAGAGUUACUUUGCUUUGCAGCUCCCAAAAAGAUGGUGGGUAUUUGGUCUCGAUUUAUCACUCCAUGCCGACAUUGAUGUAUACCAGUUCCAGUUCUUUUCUGAAUUAGUAAAGACCAAGGUUGGUGAAAAUGAUUCUGUGAUCAUUAUGACCCAUGAACCACACUGGCUUCUUGAUUGGUACUGGAAUAAUGUUUCGGGCGAGAAUGUCUCACACCUGAUAUGUGAUUACUUAAAAGGAAGGUGUAAACUUCGAAUUGCUGGUGACCUGCAUCAUUAUAUGCGUCAUUCAUGUGUUCCUUCAGAAGGUCCAGUUCAUGUGCAGCAUCUUCUUGUAAAUGGGUGCGGAGGUGCAUUUUUACACCCCACUCACGUGUUUAGUAAUUUUAGCCAAUUUUAUGGGAAAACAUACGAGUGCAAAGCUGCUUAUCCUUCUUUUGAUGAUUCAAGCAGGAUUGCAUUGGGAAAUAUCUUGAAGUUCCGUAAGAUGAACUGGCAGUUUGAUUUCAUUGGUGGUAUUAUAUACUUCAUAUUGGUUUUUUCUAUAUUUCCACAGUGUCAGCUCGAUCACAUAUUGCAAGAUGAUUCAUUUUCUGGUCAUCUUAGGAGUUUCUUUGGCACGGUGUGGAAUUCUUUUGUAUACAUGCUGGAACAUUCUUUUGUAUCGUUGGCUGGUGUGGUGCUAUUGUUGAUGUUGGCAUUCACAUUUGUUCCUUCCAAGUUGGCUCUCAAGAAACGUGCAAUAAUUGGAAUUCUUCAUGUUUCUGCACAUCUAGCUUCAGCCGUUAUUCUCAUGCUGCUCUUGGAACUAGGUCUGGAGACAUGUAUCCGGCAUAAACUGCUAGCUACUUCUGGUUACCACUCUUUGUACCAAUGGUACCAAUCGGUGGAAACUGAACAUUUUCCAGAUCCUACUGGUCUUCGAGCGCGUAUAGAGCAAUGGACAUUUGGCCUUUAUCCAGCAUGUAUCAAAUAUCUUAUGUCUGCAUUUGAUGUUCCUGAGGUUAUUGCUGUCACUCGGAGCAAUAUUUGCAAGUACGGAAUACAGUCACUUUCCCGAGGAGGUGCUAUUAUAUAUUAUGCUUCUGUCUUCCUUUACUUCUGGGUUUUCUCAACCCCCGUGGUUUCAUUGGUGUUUGGAAGCUACUUGUAUAUUUGCAUUAACUGGCUUCAUAUACACUUUGAUGAAGCAUUCUCCUCUCUUAGAAUUGCUAAUUACAAGUCAUUUACACGAUUCCACAUUAACUGUGAUGGUGAUCUCGAGGUUUUCACUCUUGCAAUCGAUAAGGUUCCAAGGGAAUGGAAGCUAGAUCCCGAUUGGGACGGAGAGGCGAAACAGCCGCAGCAGUGGAGCCACCGGAUAAAACAUCCUAGCAAGUGGAGUGCAUCUGUAAGUCAUCAAGAUCCACUGAAUACUGUGAGGAUUGUUGACCGAUUUAUUAUUAAACAAACAGAUAAUCAGGAUUUUGCAUCAAGUAAUGGGUCAAUUAAUAGUUGAUUCUUGGUGCUUUUAACAUCACUUAGAUUGUCGUUUCAUUGCAUUAGGGGUUGUUAGUGGUGGUGUUUAAAUGGCUAUCAUCAUUGACAUGUCACGGUUUAUUUACGUUGUUCCGAUUUUUUUAUUUGAAUUACCUGUGUUUAUAUUCGUGUCAGACCCAUAUUUGAAUGUAAGAAUCGGGUUAAAGAUUCUUCUGAGUAUAUAGAGAUUCUUGAAAUUUUUUUA
This is a messenger RNA of Gossypium raimondii (Peruvian cotton), 3650 nucleotides long. RefSeq lists its product as uncharacterized. The transcript is spliced from 16 exons. Gene Ontology annotation, molecular function: hydrolase activity. Bases 372 to 3425 code for a protein of 1017 amino acids. The record is from RefSeq and is a predicted model, not a curated record. Lineage: Eukaryota; Viridiplantae; Streptophyta; Magnoliopsida; Malvales; Malvaceae.